AUUUUUUACACAACCCAACUCCGUUGACAGGAUAUUUUAUUCAAGGUGCUUUUUGUCGUUACAGGAUAUUGAGCUAACCCCAUGGGGCGACAUACAGCCAACAUUUUCUUCUCUACUAGACAUUCAGGCGCCAUAUUUGUGACGUAAAACAUGCCCAAGCGAAGAAACAUUCGCACACAGGAAAGCGAGAUAAUACCAGUAACAAUUCGUACACGGUCUGUUUCUGAAAUAGUUUUAUUUACUUGUUGACCAUUACAAUUGUUUCAUUUGGAGAUUAAAAAGUCUGGUUAAGCUGUUUGCAAUAUAUAACUUGCAUCAAUAAACUUGGCGACAUUUUAAAAUGGCUUCAUUGUUUGCGUUCGCCUCGCCAGCUGUAAAACGUCUUUUGGGUUGGAAACAAGGCGAUGAAGAAGAGAAAUGGGCAGAGAAAGCUAUCGAGUCUCUUGUAAAAAAGCUCAAAAAAAAUAAAGGGGCCCUGGAAGAGCUUGAGAAAGCCUUAUCGAACCCAAAUGUGCCUGCAAAAUGUGUGACAAUCGCACGCAGUUUAGAUGGAAGGCUUCAAGUUUCUCAUAGAAAAGGUCUACCUCAUGUGAUCUAUUGCCGAGUCUGGCGUUGGCCAGAUCUUCAGAGCCAUCAUGAAUUAAAGCCUUUAGAUAUUUGUGAAUAUGCUUUUGGCAAGAAACAGAAAGAAGUUUGUGUGAAUCCUUAUCAUUAUAGACGAGUUGAAAGCCCAGUAUUACCUCCAGUACUUGUUCCACGUCAUAGUGAAUGGCCUCCACUACAACCUAGACUUCCACCACCUUACCAUACAAUGUCACGGGAGAAUCCAAACAUGCCUACCAAUGCUAGUUUCCCACCUGGUUUUUCACAGUCUCCUGCAGAUGAUAGACCUAGCCCCUUCAGAAGUGGAGAAACUUUUACUCCUUAUGAAAUACCAGAUCCUUGCAUGUCAGAUGAUGGUGGUUCACCUCGUCCUCCAGAAAAUCAGAUGGAUAUAGAAAUGGGAACUAGUUCUAUUAUUCCUGGACCAAUGACUCCAGUAUCUCCUGUACCUUCUGCUACUGGUGAUAUGGCAGCUAUAAAUUAUCAAGAGCCACGUAAUUGGGCAACUAUUGCUUAUUAUGAGCUUAAUACAAGAGUUGGUGAACCAUUUCAUUGUCAUACUACAAGUAUAGUUGUUGAUGGGUUCACAGACCCAAACACCAAUCAUUCACAAAGAUUUUGUCUUGGUUUAUUGUCUAAUGUCAAUCGUAAUUCCACUAUUGAAAAUACAAGAAAACAUAUUGGAAAAGGUGUUCACCUUUACUAUGUUGGUGGGGAAGUUUUUGCUGAAUGCCUUAGUGAGAGUGCAAUAUUUGUCCAAAGUCGCAACUGUAACCAUCAUCAUGGCUUUCAUCCAACUACUGUUUGUAAAAUCCCUUCAAAUUGCUCAUUGAAGAUAUUUAACAAUCAAGAAUUUGCUCAACUUCUCUCACAAUCUGUUCACCAUGGUUUUGAGGCUGUAUAUGAACUAACUAAAAUGUGCACCAUUCGAAUGAGUUUUGUUAAAGGAUGGGGAGCAGAGUAUCAUCGUCAAGAUGUUACUAGUACACCAUGUUGGAUUGAGAUUCAUCUACAUGGUCCACUACAGUGGUUAGAUAAAGUGCUUAGUGAAAUGGGCUCACCUGGCAAUGCUAUUUCCUCAGUAUCAUGAGCCUAAUUCUACACAUCAAAAUUCAGUAAACAUGAAAGAAGCUGUUAAUUGAUGCAGGAGUAACAAAAGAUAUACAGUUUUCAUAUUUUUGUUAGUUGUUGCUAUAUUAUUUAAAUUGUCUUAGUUGUUGGUCAUGUAUAUAGUUUGUGGUACAUUUUAACUGUCAUGCAUGAUAUGCAUUUUUUACCAAUUUUAUCAUUUUGGUAAGUUAACUUGAAACUUACAACUACAAGUGUUGCUUCUGGAGCAUGAGUAUACAUUUUCUCGCUUGCAAUAAUAUAUAACUGUUGAAAAGAUAAACAUUUCAAUAUUUGAUGUUAUGUGUCAUAGCUCUUAGAUACCUCAGUAUCCAAGUUUCCUUCAGGAUGCUUCAGAAUAUGUCUAAAAGUUUGGGCAUUAGUACAAAUUUAAAAUUACAGUUAUAUUAGCUAAUGAUGUACAUUUUGUGGGAUUUGAUUUUAUUGUUGUUGAAGAAAAAUCAUUAAAUUUAUCUUCCCAGAAUUAGUAAAUAACAUUUUAAACAGACAAUAAUUAAAGAUCAUUAACUCUUAGAACAAUCUCUCUGAAUCAAUGCAAAUUUUAGAUGAAAUAUAUUGAAUAAUUAUAA
This is a messenger RNA of Xenia sp. Carnegie-2017, 2300 nucleotides long. RefSeq names its product mothers against decapentaplegic homolog 5-like. Gene Ontology annotation, cellular component: heteromeric SMAD protein complex. Gene Ontology annotation, biological process: cell differentiation; regulation of transcription by RNA polymerase II; anatomical structure morphogenesis. The record is from RefSeq and is a predicted model, not a curated record. The transcript is spliced from 5 exons. Bases 341 to 1693 code for a protein of 450 amino acids. Gene Ontology annotation, molecular function: DNA-binding transcription factor activity, RNA polymerase II-specific; RNA polymerase II cis-regulatory region sequence-specific DNA binding; I-SMAD binding. NCBI's taxonomy places the organism in Eukaryota, Metazoa, Cnidaria, Anthozoa, Malacalcyonacea, Xeniidae.